GCGAGUACGUCAUCUGCGACUGACAGACCAUGUGCUCCGCAGAACAGGAAUAAUAACACACGCAUGUAAACAAAUCCAAAACUGAAAGCACCAACAAGAUAUUUUAUGCUUAUCGCAUCAAAAUUAAGUCGAAAUCCCCAUGUCAUCAUCACCAGUGUGAAGAAUUUGGUUAGACGGCAGAGUCGAGGGGUUGUUUCGCGGUGGACAGGAUUGGAGGAGCAGGAAUCAAAAUUUCUUGCCAUGGCUGAUUCGGAGCCACGUGAACCCGAGGCCUGCAUCACGGAGCCGGAGGACCAGGUAAAAGUUAUCAGCGAAGGACAGGCCAAGAUAAUCGUCAGAGGCCAGAGCAAAGUCUUUUAUAACCCGGUUCAAGAGUUUAACCGUGACAUCAGUGUAGCGAUUCUAAAUUUGAUUGCCGAGGACGUCCUGAAUGAGCAGAUCGCGAAAAAUGAGACUUCAAAGCCCUCAUUUCGCAUUCUUGAAGCACUGUCAGCGACUGGACUGAGAAGCAUUCGCUAUGCUAAAGAAAUCAGCGGCGUGACGGAGGUAAUCGCCAACGACUUGUCCAAGCACGCGGUCGAAAUGAUCCGCCAGAACGUGCAGGAUAAUAAGAUCGAGAACGUGGUCACUCCAAACCACGCUGAUGCGACGUUAUUCAUGCACCAACAUAGAAACGAAUUUGACGCUAUCGACCUGGAUCCGUUUGGCUGUCCAUCUAUCUUUCUCGACUCAGCUGUGCAGAGUGUGAAAAACGGUGGCGUCCUGCUGGUCACUGCCACGGACAUGGCAGUUUUGGCUGGGAACUCGGCUGAAACUUGCUUUGUCAAGUAUGGAGCUGUGUCUCUGCGCUCCAAAUGCUGCCAUGAAAUAGGUCUGAGAAUAUUGCUGCAGUGCAUCUCGUCGCAUGCAAAUCGCUAUGGCAAAUACAUUGAGCCGCUCUUCUCCAUGAGUGCUGACUUCUACGUGCGAGUGGCUGUGAAGGUGCGAAAUGGUGCUAACAAAUGCAAAUACACAACCAGCAAGCUGUCCAUGGUGUACCAGUGCGUUGGGUGCGGCACGUUUACUCUGCAGCCCCUUGGUAACUGCCAGGAGAGGGAGAAGGGUGGGCCCAAGUUCAGUGUGGCCCACGGCCCAACGGUCAAUUCAAGCUGCGAGCACUGCGGACACAGGCACCAUGUCGGUGGUCCAAUUUGGACGGGUCCACUUUAUGCGCAGCAAUUUCUCUUGCGGCUGGCCAACUGGCCGGGAUUAGACGCUCUGGGCACUGCGAAAAGGAUUAGAGGAGUUGUCACUGUCAUGAGGGAAGAACUGGACACGCCUCUCUACUACACAGUUGAUCAACUCUGCAGCCUUUUGAGGGUGGAGGCCAUUCCUACAAUAACCAUUAGGUCAGCCAUUUUAAACGCAGGGUUCAAAGUGUCAUACUCGCACUGCAAAAGUACCUCGCUCAAGACAGACGCUCCAGCUUCGGUAGUUUGGGACGUGAUGCGAGCGUGGGAGAAGGAAAAGCCCACUCGCAGGGAUAAGUUCGCUGAAAACAGUGCUGCUCUGCGCAUUCUCUCCAAGGAGACUAGCAUUGCUGUCGACUUCACGCCUAACAGCGAGGCCAAUCCUCCCUCACGACUGGCAGGCUUGACCAGGUUUCAAAACAAUCCUGCUGCGUUUUGGGGACCAGGAGCCAGGUCACAUGCCAGGCUUUUGGGCGAGGACACACAGUGCAAGAGUAGGCAGAACCAAGGUAAGAGGAAAGCAAAAGAGAUUGCCGAUGGACUACAUGAGCCUAAGACUAUGAAAAAAAGUGAUGAGUGAAAACAGAUUGUAAAUCACAAAUUGAAAACCCCUUUCCUAUCAAAACUAUAAUCAUUGUUAGCUGUGUAAUACAUUUGUACAAAACCUAAAUUUGCAGUUUCAGUGUUUCGUUUUUGCAAAAUAAUAGUUGACAUUCCAGCGGAUUAGUUAAAAUCGAUUUCUAAAUAAAUGCACUUGAAAAAUUCAUUACAAUUACUGCAUCAAGUUUUGUCACAUUCAAUUUCAAAACUAUAAAGCAAUGUAACCAUCAGCAUUACUUGAAGCUCCUUAAUUUUGAGGAAUAUUUUAGUUGGUUGGGUCUUCGUUUCAUUGGUUUC
This is a messenger RNA of Cloeon dipterum, 2126 nucleotides long. It is a transcript of the gene Trm1, whose product is annotated as tRNA methyltransferase 1. Lineage: Eukaryota; Metazoa; Arthropoda; Insecta; Ephemeroptera; Baetidae. The transcript is spliced from 9 exons. Gene Ontology annotation, molecular function: RNA binding; tRNA (guanine(10)-N2)-methyltransferase activity. Gene Ontology annotation, biological process: tRNA N2-guanine methylation. Gene Ontology annotation, cellular component: nucleus. Bases 106 to 1809 code for a protein of 567 amino acids. The record is from RefSeq and is a predicted model, not a curated record.